UAACAGCUCAUUAACAGCUGCCUGGUUGCUAGACGACUCAAGCUGCAACACUGAUGUGAAAACAGUACCUCUGCUUCAAAACACAACAACAGUUCAACGGAUUCCAGGAGGCUUUGUUCAGCAUUGUUGUUAAACGCAUGAAGGGUUUAUGUUGUGGACAUUACGCUCUGCCGGGGACGGAAAUUGGAGGACGUCGUUUUUGUUUUCCCAUGUUUUACUUCUACGUUACUAGCAAUAGGGUUUACCUGAAGUUCGCCUUCUAACUAGGAGAACAUGUUGAGAUCAGACACGGCCAAAGUCAAUCGUUGUAACUUAAUGUUACAUUAGCUGACCAGCUAUGUUCAGUGCAAACACCAAGAUAUCUCAGGAGGCGAGUGAGUUACAAACAGAUGAAGACUGUGAGGUGCUGGUUGAUGACAGCUUCUCGUUCUCUGCUGAUAUAUUUGAAAAGAAAACAAGGAGGAAGAUAACCACUGGCAAGCCUCCGCCGUCUCCAAGGUCUCCAUACCUCUCGAGUCUGAAUGUGAACGCCAGAAAAGCGGCGGUGGCGGCCUGGAAGCUGCCGCGGGCUUCCCUUGGGGACGCCACAGGGGACACUGCAGGGGAGGGCGUCUCGGCUCGCCUCGUGUCCCUCAGCAACGGCCAUGAUGCAUCACAGAAACUGAGAUCAGAGUGUGAAGUCACACCUGAGCUUCUUAGCACCAAGAAACACAAACAUCUGAACUCUGGAUCCAGUGGCUUCUCCAUGCAUGCAUGUGACUACAGAGAUAAGGAGGACAUGUAUGAUGAGAUUAUUCACCUCAAAAAGAAUCUGCAUGCACAGAAGUUUGACAACCAGCAAAUGAAAGCCAAACUACGCCGCUUAGAGGAAGAUAACGCAAAAAGAGAGAAACAGAUAGAAGAGCUUUUGGAUCCUCCUAAAGGAUCUCAGUAUUCUCUUAGUUUUGUGGAUAAGAAAAAAGAUAGCGGUAUGGUUGUGAAUGGGCUAAAACAGAGAAUCCUGAGGCUGGAACAGCAGUGUCGAGAGAAAGAAAAUACCCUGAGUAAGCUGCAAAGUGAGCUGAGGACCACCAACCUGGAGGAGCUAAAGAUCUCAGUAGAAACAUACUCUGAAGAGAUCAAAAGGCUGAGGAUUCUUCUAGAAGCUGCAGAGAAAAGUAACCGAGUAGAGAGUAAAUGCUCACAGAGGCAGCAGAAAUCUUUAAGCUCCAUGGUUCACCGUCUGUCUGAGGACCUGAAGCAGCUGCAGCAGGAGAACAUGGCACUGAGAGAGGAGCUCAACACGGACAGUCCUGCAGGUGGCGUCAAAGGUUACAGAGAGUGGAGUAAACAGAGGCUGUUGAGACGGCUGUUGGAAGUGGAGAAGAGGCUGGAGGACAGCAGAAGACAUGCCCAUUCGCCGAAGAGCAUUAGCCAAUUGGAUCAGGAGGUGCAGGCCUCGCCCACGGAGAUUCUGGGGUUUACCAUGGCAACAGAGGCAGUGGUCUCCGUGGGAAUGAUAACUGAGGAAUGGGAGGAGGUUUCUGAUCUGAGAGGGGCCGUCAGCCAGUUAGAGAAGGAGAAGGCGGAGCUUCAAGAGAAGCUGUCAAGUAAUGAUGAUGAGUUAAAACAACUGAGGGCAGGAAGAGAAGAACUGAAGAAAGAGACCGAGCUAUGGAAAGCUGAGCAGACAAAAGAACGGGACAAAGAGAGCGAGCAGCACAAAGAGGAGCUGGAUCAGUUGUGGGCGAGGAUCCAAACUCUGGAGGACAGAAGUAAAGCUGCACAGGCUGAGCUCUUGGCUCUUUCUGCCACAUCACCAGAGGACAAAAAGGACAACGAGGACACUCCUGCUGCUUCAGGUCUGGUUUCUGAAGAAGAGAGGGACACUGGAGGUAAAGACGAGACGAAGAAGCGAGAAGAGGAAGCAUCAAGAACAGAUGAGGACAAGAGAGCGAGAGAGAAAGCAGCAUUGGUAAUCCAGACUAGCUGGAGGAAGCACAGGAGAAGGGACAUUGUGAUGUUGCAGUCAGCGUUAAGAGGCCACCUCUACAGAGAGUCACAGCUCAAGGACCUGCAAAACGACAGAAAGAAAAAGGCUGAAGAAGCAAUAAACAGCAUCGCAUCCUCCACAGAAGGAGGGCUGGAUGCAGUUGCCUUAACAAAGAUACAGUCUGCAUUCAGGGGACACCUAGCACGCUGUGAAUUUGCAAAAGAGAGCUCCGAGUUCUCUGUGCCUUCUCUGCCGAGCAGAGAUUUGCCCAUACUGGUACCAAGAAGAGCUCGAUCAGCACACAAACCAAGUAGAACAGGUGAGGAAAAACAGGGUGAGGCAGAAGACUCCUGGAUUGACUCCUCGAAGAAGACACCCACAACAGUCCAAACAGAACUUCAUAGCACAACUGAGUCUGGUGGAGCUGCUGCAGGUGAUUCUGACGACUCUGAUGACAUCAUCGUGUCUCCGUCUCGGCCUAUGAGGAGCAGAGAAGUCCUGCACUUAUAGACUUUCUAGGUUGUGUGUUUGUGUGUGUGUGAGAGUCAGUUUGUUCUGAUUCAUAAUAAAUUGGGUUCUUACUGAACCUGCAUACGACAGCUAGGAUGUUUCCAUUGUAGUCAGGAUAACAUUAAACACACACAAUAUUCGCUGUUUGUCUUUUUGCACUUGUCAGGCCAUUUUUUUCACGGAAGGUGGUUGCAGGGUCUUUAAACACAUUUCAGACAAGAGUUGAAGUAAAGAGGCACUUAAACGCCUCACUUUGAUUACACAAUUCCAAUCUCAUGACUUGCAGUGUGGAUAGUGUCUUAAAAAUCUGAUUUAAGAGACUACUCGGAUUUGCCUUCGAUAUUUCCUCACAUGCUCAUAAUUUUGAAAUUACCUUUAAUUUAAAGCCUUAAUUUUUGUGAAUUAUAAUUUGAGCCAAAUAACCCUUUUCAAUGAGUCGUGUGAAUCCCGUCAUUCUAUUGUUUACAAAAAGUGCCUUCUGCAUGGAUAUUUAGACAACCGUAAUAUUUCUCUUGAUCUGACUCUGCUAAAUGAACAGUCACUGCAAAUUGCUCUAAAUUUAAGUCUUUGGAAUAAUUAAUGAAUGAUAUUUUGAUAUGGUUGAUUUGUAAUACAUAGCAUACAUAUCACUAAUCCAUCAUAUAUGCUUAGUAAACUAUAUCUGAUUCUAAGGUAUGAUCAAGGGCUGAUUCUCAACUGAUGCACUUUUGAGCCAAACUGUGAAUAAAUUAUAGAUCAGUCUGCAGCAAUACAGAACACACAGUCAGUUCAGUGGAGGAUACACAGUAUGUCUAAUGACAAUGUUGUGUAAACAGGCACAUGGAAACAAAGUGAACGGCUGAGAGCAGGUUUCCCACAUGAUGUGUGUUACUUGAUACAUGAGGAUUCAAUAAUAAAAUGC
This is a messenger RNA of Labrus bergylta (ballan wrasse), 3383 nucleotides long. RefSeq names its product IQ motif containing E (gene iqce). The record is from RefSeq and is a predicted model, not a curated record. Gene Ontology annotation, molecular function: protein binding. NCBI's taxonomy places the organism in Eukaryota, Metazoa, Chordata, Actinopteri, Labriformes, Labridae.